Pseudogymnoascus verrucosus is the source of this 2193-nucleotide messenger RNA. RefSeq lists its product as uncharacterized. Gene Ontology annotation, molecular function: tRNA methyltransferase activity. Gene Ontology annotation, cellular component: cytoplasm. Gene Ontology annotation, biological process: tRNA methylation. The transcript has a single exon. The record is from RefSeq and is a predicted model, not a curated record. The coding region runs from base 144 to 1928 and encodes 594 amino acids. Lineage: Eukaryota; Fungi; Ascomycota; Leotiomycetes; Thelebolales; Thelebolaceae.
CCACUAUAUACCCCGCCAUCACACGAUACGCAAGCAUAACGCCGCCCUUAUACCACAAAAUACCUCUCGCUAGCUGUACUAUAGAGAUUGUACUGCCGUACGUGACUUUCUUCAACGUCACGGGACGGACAGCCAGGUGGGCGAUGGAAACAACCAAUGCGCCGCCGCAAGGAGUAGAAGAAAUAAAACAGCAGCUCGAUGAAGCGGGCACGGAUGAAACAGGCAUGGGAGAGGAGAUUGCGAGGUUAUACCUAGACUGUCCUUCUCAAUCCGCAAAGGACGUGAAAUCAUGGCUCGAAUCCACCUCCCACUUCCACCGCUUCGAGAAAAUCUUUCACACCCCUUCAACACCCUCCUCUUCCGUUUCCGCGCCACACCUACGCAUACCGACUACCAUCUUACUCCCCCUAUCUUCAUCCCCAGCUGAGGCGCGCGCGGUUCUUCCCUCACCACCCCCAGAACCAGGCCUCAUGGAAAGGAUUUCUGUUGUGCUACUGGCUGUUUCGCCUGCGAGCAACGCGCUAGGAGAACCGGGAACAGUAUCAAAAGCUUCACACCACCUCUCCGAACCCUUUCUCACUUUUCUCUCUCACCCCGCUGUCAGCUCACUAGUUGACUCACAAACUCAAGAGUCUCUCCUCUCUAACCUCCCUAAACGAUACACCGUCUACACCCCAUUGGCCCUCCUACCCACCGGCAGCCUAUCCUCAGACGCCUGGAAGGCCGUGCUGGAUAAAGCUCCUCCUGCAGUGGUAGAUGAGCUAUGGACCGGCGUCUUGGCCGCCAUCAUGCGACUUGGGGGAGAGAAAGUGACGCAUCUAGCUAUCAACCACCCCAUCCCCGGUUCUGACGAAGAUGAGAAUAUCAUCCGCGCCCCCUCGCACCUACACACUCUCUUCGGCGACUUCGGCCCCGCCAUUUCCGCCGAGAGAUGGGCGCUUGGUCCUGGGUUAACGGCAGGGGCUGGGGAGGGAGAGCCGAUUGGGGAAGAAGAUUUUGAAAACGCGUUCUGGGUGCGGACGAGACAGAACGGGAUUUUCCAGUCCUGGGCCCCGCGCUGGACGAUGUUUAGUCGUGGGAAUGUGACCGAGAAGGCGAGGGUCCUCCGCUUCGGCGAUGCGUCGUGGUGGUCGAAGGCUAUUAGUGCUGGUGGUGGCAAUGCCUCUGGUGGCAGUGAUGGGCGAGAUGGGGAAGAUGAUGUGCAAAUAGCGGUGGAUUUAUACGCCGGGAUCGGGUAUUUCACACUGUCUUACCUCUCGCGGGGGUACGCGGUGUUGGCGUGGGAGAUUAAUCCGUUUUCGAUUGAAGGACUACGGCGCGGUGCGGUGGGUAAUGGGUUUGAAGUGCUUGUGGUGAAAGGGGCAGUGGAUUGGGAGGCGGUUAGGGAGACGGUGGAGAAGAGGGGUGUGGUUGUUUUUGCAGAGGAUAAUCAGUUUGCGUGGACGAGGUUUCAGGAGGGGUUGCAGGAGCUGGGAAAAGAGGGGAUGGCGGGAGGGGUGGAGGGGAGGUGGAGGGUGAGACAUGUUAAUCUAGGCUUAUUGCCGUCGUCGAGGCUGGGGUGGGAGGUUGGAGGAAUGUUUUUGGGAGGGGGUCAGGGGGGUUGGAUGCAUGUGCAUGAGAAUGUUAAAGAAACGGGUCGAAAGGAGAUGGUGAGGGGAGAAGAGAUUGUGGAGGUUGUUGAGGGGGUUGUUGGCGGUGGUGGAAGGGGGGAGGCGGAAAGAGAGGAAGAGGAAGGGAAAGAAGGAGGAGAAGAAAAGGGGGGGAUAAAUGUUGAGGUUAGGAGUGUGGCGAUGGUGAAGGGAUUUGGACCUGGGAUUAAUCAUCUCGUUUUUGAUGUGUGGGUUGGUCCAACGGGGGCGGGUUCGGAGAUGCGUUGGGGGUUGUUGGGUGGGGACAUAAGUCAUAUAGUAUCUAGAAGAGUUGAGUAGGGGAGUGGCUUUGUAUAUAUCCUAGAUGGCACGAUACUUAAUGGCUGCGAAGCCUAUGUAAUGGAGAGUGUAAGAGAAGGAGGCUGAGCCACCAAGUGAAAAUGGCGGAGAUUGACUAGACUAGGGGGGACUAAGAAAGGGUGAAUCGUCAGAAGUCGUCUCACAACCUCGUAACCUCGCUUUUUUGUCACUACGAAUAGGAAUUAUGGCAAUCGCUUUCGAUGGCAUAGAAUACUCAGAUUAUGAUGAUAAUUUUGGAUGGGAG